Messenger RNA from Hypomesus transpacificus, 3398 nucleotides. RefSeq names its product muscarinic acetylcholine receptor M2-like. The record is from RefSeq and is a predicted model, not a curated record. Gene Ontology annotation, biological process: chemical synaptic transmission; G protein-coupled receptor signaling pathway, coupled to cyclic nucleotide second messenger; adenylate cyclase-inhibiting G protein-coupled acetylcholine receptor signaling pathway. NCBI's taxonomy places the organism in Eukaryota, Metazoa, Chordata, Actinopteri, Osmeriformes, Osmeridae. Gene Ontology annotation, cellular component: dendrite; synapse; plasma membrane. The transcript has 4 exons. Gene Ontology annotation, molecular function: G protein-coupled serotonin receptor activity; G protein-coupled acetylcholine receptor activity. The coding region runs from base 669 to 2096 and encodes 475 amino acids.
GGAUAUUCUCUGUAUUACAUUACACAGAGAAAUUGUGAUGAUAUUAACUAGCAAAUUGCUGAAAUUAAAUGUAUAUUAAAUUGAUAUUACUUUAUUGAUAGUAAAUGACAUGGUCUACAGGACAUCCAGCAAUAUUCAUGUACUCCAUGCCAUUAUAGUGCAGUAAUUGAUACUCCUCUCCUCUGAGUGGUCAGACUCGUCUGGGGUGUAGUUAACUUGGGUUCCCUGGUACCUGUUCUCAAGAAUUCCCCCAGCAAUUUACUGUCUGUUUACUGUCUGUAUGUUCACAGGGGAAAUUUGAUUUCAGACUGACUCCUCCAUGAAAAUUGUGCAUUGAAAAUUUGAUUAUGUUUCUUUUUCUCAUUAAUUCUCCUGCUGCUCUUCUGGCUGCAGCAGUGGAGAUCCCCUUCUCUUAUGUGUCCUCUGUCUCUGUCUCUGUUGUGCCUCAGCUGCUCCCUGAGCUGUCAGGCUGUUUGAUGCCUGUAUUUAUGCCUGCAUUUCUCUGUGCUCCAUUGCACUCCUGUGGUGGGACCAGAGCACAGAGGGCUGUGAAAUGUCCCACUCCUUCUUCUCAGAAGAUCAUAGCAACCAGUAGUGAAAAUCCCAGGUUGUAUCGCUGAGUCCUAAACCUUUGUGUGCAGCAGUCUCUGAAAAGAAGAAACAAGGCCAUGGAGAUUUUCAACUCCACCCUCUUAAGCAACCUCAGCCACAGUGUUAAUGUGAGUGGAACGUUCCGCCCAAGUCCCUACACCACGGUGGAGAUGGUUGUCAUCCUCCUGGUGGCUGGGUCCCUCAGCCUGGUCACAGCCACAGGGAACAUCCUGGUCAUGCUCUCUAUCAAGGUAAACAGGAACUUGCAGACCGUCAAUAACUAUUUCCUGUUUUCGCUGGCUUGUGCCGACCUCAUCAUUGGCCUGGGCUCAAUGAAUCUCUACACUCUUUAUAUCGUGAUGGGCCACUGGCCCCUGGGCCCUGUGGUGUGUGACCUGUGGUUGGCUGUGGACUACGUCGUUAGCAAUGCAUCCGUCAUGAACCUGCUCAUCAUCAGCUUCGACCGCUACUUCUGUGUGACCAAGCCACUGAGCUACCCAGCAAGGCGCAGCACCAAGAUGGCGGGUCUGAUGAUCGCUGCGGCCUGGGUUCUGUCCUUCAUCCUCUGGGCGCCCGCCAUCUUGUUCUGGCAGUUUGUCGUAGGCGGCCGGACGGUGCCACCCGGCCAGUGCUACAUCCAGUUUUUCUCCAAUGCCACUGUGACCUUUGGCACGGCCAUCGCGGCGUUCUACCUGCCGGUCGGGAUCAUGAUCGCCCUCUACUGGCGCAUCUCCCGGGCCAGUCGCAGCCGUGUGAGGAAGAGCAGAAGGAAGCCCUCGGGAACCAGUCUAGGUGAAGGCCUGUCACAGAGCCAGGAUGGUGGGGGUGAGGUUCAGCCCAACAACUGCACCAUGACCAGGGAUGAGGAAGAGGAGGGUGAAGAUAGACGGAAGGAAAGAGAGAUGGUGCAGCGCCAGCCGAAUGGCAGAGGUCUGAGGCAUUGGGAAGGGGUGGAAACUAGAGAAAGCUCCACCAAUGAAAGCUCCACCACAGUCAGCAUCCCCAUGUCCAAUCACAGGGAAGAGGAGAAUACCUUCCAGACCAAGCCAAAGCAAGCUCAGAGGUCUACUCAGAACCCAGCUUCUGGAUGUGGUUCCUCUCUCACAGACCCCUCCCAGACUGGACCCAGAACCCAGACAGACUCCGUCCCCGCCAAAGAGAAGCAGAACCUGGUUACACGGACACUGCUCAAGGUAACGAAUCAGAGGUCUAACAGGAAGGUUAAGAAGAGGGGGGCACCUUCCCGGGAGAAGAAGGUGACUCGCACCAUCAUGGCCAUCCUGGUGGCGUUUGUGGCCACAUGGACGCCCUACAACGUGAUGGUGCUGAUCAACACUUUCUGCUCGGCCUGCAUCCCCACCUCUUUGUGGACCAUCGGCUACUGGCUGUGCUACAUCAACAGCACCAUCAACCCUGCAUGCUACGCGCUCUGCAAUACAACCUUCAAGAACACGUUCAGACAGCUGCUGCUGUGCCAGUAUAGGAACAUCCGUACUGCCCGGUGAGGGCGUGGCAGGGGGGAGGGGCGGAGCAUGACAAGGGGAAGAGGUGGGUUGGGGCAUGGUAGGGGGUUUGGUGGGUAGAAGGGUUGAGGACGGGGACAGGGUAGGGGUGAGGCCUCUACCUGGGGGUGGGGUGAGAUAACGUGUUCUUUAGAUUCGAUGUCAGCGCCAGCCUUCCAAGACAAUCACUUUCCUCUAUGGACUGAGUCAGUGUUUAUGUGUGGAUAUUGUGUCUGUAGAUGUUUCUGUGGAGUUGGGGGUUGCGUCAGGGCUGUCUUAAUGCAAGUCAGUGGUUGGUUAUACAGCUGAGAGAAUUGGGGCUUCAAGAUAGCUUUGCAGACAGUAACUAUUGUUGUUGUCGUGUUGACACUGUGAUAAGUAGUUUAGACAUUACUACCCUUAGUAAAUAUUCCUUUGGGACUAAUAAUGCCAAUAUUGGAAUUAACACGCGUGUGAGAAAUUGUGUGUUUGUGUAUUUUCUGUGGUAGGAUAAAGCAAUAUCAUACUGUAGCAAAUAUAUCUUUCUCCCUCCUCCCCCUGCCUUGCUCAUGUCUAUAUCAGUUGAUUUAAACACAGCUGUAACCAUUUCAUGUGUUGAGAAUAAAAUAUAGAGAGAGAACCGCCUCACCCUCUGUCCAGCCAUGCAGCUGCAUUCACAGCACUUGUACCACCUGAGGUAACAUACACAGAAAAACUAAAACCCGACAUCCGCCACUACAUGACUAGCAUGCUUUCUACCAGGCCCCCUCCCCUGAUCAGUGCCAGACUGACCCAGUCAGAGAGGGUGAAUUCUGGGCAGCUGGCUACAGUGGUAGGCCUCAGCACAGAGAGCCAUCGAGGAUCAGGGCCAUUUGAGUUGCAGGACUGGUGCCCCAAACACAACAUAUGAACUAGCCAGGCCAAAACAAACAACAACCGGAAUAUUGCCGCAGCAACAGCAAGACCUCUGGAACUGUCCCAGCUGCUGAGUCCUGGAGGCUGGUAAGCACAAGAACACGACUACAGGUGGCACCUGUAUUAUAUACAGUACCAGUCAAAAGUUUGGACACAUUUUUCCAUUCAGGGCGCUGGGCGUUUCUGCGCUGAUUAACAGAGGAAGGGUUAGCCCUAACCCUAACCCAGAGGAAGGGUUAGCCCUAACCCAGAGGAAGGGUUAGCCCUAACCCAGAGGAAGGGGCUCAACCAGUGGACAGCUAUGGAAACAUCCUCCCCUCUAGUGGCUUUAAAGUGGAACUUCUAUGUAUUUUUCAAACUGAUAGCAUCCAUCCAUCCAUCCAUCCAUCAUCUGCCGCUUGUCCGGGGAUC